Messenger RNA from Triticum turgidum subsp. durum (durum wheat), 423 nucleotides. NCBI's taxonomy places the organism in Eukaryota, Viridiplantae, Streptophyta, Magnoliopsida, Poales, Poaceae. The record is from the annotation of a GenBank genome assembly.
AUGACGACCAUGAUGCCGGCCGUGCGUCCGAGCACCUGUGGUCUGUACAUCGACGGCCUGCCCUUUUCUCAUUUUCUUGUCCCCGAAGAGUUCGAUCGAUCAAAAACUUGGAAGGGUGAGAGUAGCCAUGUUCCGGCCCUGUGUGUGUUUUCGUUGCGCGAAAGUUCCUGGCCAGACCAACCUGCUUCUUUCCCCCUCUGCGCUAGCUCCAAGAUGCAUGUCUCGUCCUGGUCGAUUAACCGCGACCUCGACCACUUCGAUCCGCCGAUGCUCGGCACCGCUACCAAGACCCACCAAUCAGUCCUUGCUUGUGUCCAUGAUGAAGAUGAAGUUGCAGAAUGCAGAUAUUGGCCAACUCACCGACCACGCACACAUGUGUUGGCGCGGCGCCCCGGGCGUGGCCUGACUGGUGCAGCGCGCUGA